AGUCAUUCUAGUUACCCCAACUCCGGAUGUGGUCGGCAUCAACUCUUAGGAAACCCCACUUUUUCCAGCCAACACGUGGAAUUCGAUCUCCCCUCAUUUUCCACCCAGCCGACAAGAACAGAACCCAACCCGACGACCAUGAGCCAGUCCAAUUCUCGUAAACGCAAGGCGCGCAACAAUGGCAGCAGCAGCCAAAGUGACUUGCCACAGGAUGAAUCCACAAGAGAUAACAAGGCCGUGGAGGAGGACAACAAAGGCAAUCAUUACCCGCAUGGCAUACUAAAAGGCAACCAGUCAUCUUUGGACAGCACCAGCUUGGAGUACCUACUGGCGGUUCCCUUGGAGAUUAUCUUUCGUCAGAUUCCCACAGACAACGCUGUUCCCUCUCGUGCGGAUCAUCCCAACGGCAAACCCUUGUUGACGCGAGCCGAAGCCCGUUGUAUGUUACAGAUCCUCUCUUGGAGUCAGGAAUGGGAUGUCCUCUUUCAAGCCAGCACGGACAGUCUCAAACAUCGAGCAUGGAGUCGUCAAUUCCAGCUCAAAUUGCUCACGUCAUCAUCUCAUCCAAAAGCUACAUCGUGUACCCAAAGCAACAAGAGCCAUCCGUACUUGCGCCCUCUCGUCCCACUGUUAGAGGUAGAGGGACAAUACCAAACAACCAGGACACUCCAGUUGUUGGACGAGGAAAUGCACACGGUCUUGACACAAUUACAACUAGGCAGUCAAGCCUUGCAGCAAUUUGCCGAACACAAUUGGACGCUCUCUGAAAAUCUGCUGGAUGCACUAGGAGCCAACGAAGAAGACUACUUUAAUUCACAACAACCAACACAAAAUGAUACUGCCAUCCCCAAAGGAGCUCUGUUGGCACGGGAGAAACGACGCUUGGCGGAAUUGCAAGAGGAAAUCUGUCAGCGCAUUGGGGUUUUGGUCCGCAACGUGCUGUCGGAAGAAGAGCAAGAAGAAAAUCAUACGGGUGAAACGAAAGAGAAGCCCAUCGGCAUUGAGUCCUAUGAUACAUCCAUGGCAACGGUUUGUGCGCAACUCUGGAAGCUGCCCGAGUUGGCAAUCACCAGCAUGAAUAAUGUGGAAGUGGCUACAGCAACGAACCAGCAGGAGCAGCAACAUCAACGUUCCUCCAAAGUUGGAGUGUUUGACUAUGCAGAACCCAUGCAGGAAGACGGAAAGGAACAAACUCCCGAAAUGCAUGACCGGAGCAUCCAACAACAGCCGCAACAGAACGAGGACAAACGGGCGGCCCAUAAUUUGAGUGAUGACGAUGAUGAGACGGUCAUGGACGAACAAGGGAUGCUGGGGGGUGCCCAGCACCAGCAGCAAGAAUCCCAACAUUCCAUCGUCUCCAACAACUCGGCGGAUCAAGGCGACCAACCAAAGCACCAACAAGUACCCACUCAUGUUGUACGAAAGUUGACCACAGAAUCACAAAUCCAAAAGUUUGAUGCGGGGGAAGCCUUGGUCAUGUUUGCGUGCCAAGAGUCUUAAUGAAAGAGGAAUUCAGAUGGUGGUUGCUGGGGUUUCUGGCGUUGAAUCCGGGGGUUGAUUCUUUUGGUUUUAUCAUGUCGCCUCUGGCUAACUGUAUAACCGCUUAAAUGUUUUCAGCUGAUGCCCAUGACAUUGUCCGCCAUCCUGUGUAGCGGUUGUCCGUCGUUCCAGCCAUUGAACCGCCGAUGAGAUUUGGAACCCGGCGAAUAAGGCUGUGCCCUGCACUCCCUGCAAUGCCUGAGGGACAACACACAAUCCAAAGGGCAGAACCAGGGAGUGGGCUAGUUAACAGCUUUGUAGAUACAUGCUCCCGUAACAACUACAUGCCACAAGCAAUAGGGGCACCAUCCAUUCUUCUACCAAGGCAAGCUUUGGUGUUCCUACAAUGGAGUCCAGCCAUAUGACCAUUCUCACCUGCAUUGGUACACGUGUGUUUGUCCUUCAACCGUUUCUUUGCUUGUCUCUUCAUGCCAUGGACAUGCAUUUGCAUGCGCCGGUACGGUUGAUUUCAUGUUCCAAAUGGCGGUUGCAUCUAGCUGCUGCCCAAUAGCAUGUAAACUCAUCCCAUGGACAGCCACUCUCAUGAGCGUAUUUCAGCGCAUCAAUUUGACCAUACCUUUGCAGUUGGCUGCCAAGUCAUAUCGUAACUCUCAUCGUCAACCACACAUACAUGGAGGGCUUUCAAAAGUUGACCAUGGUGGAGGUUCCUUGUAACAGCCAGUAGGGGAGGACAGGGCCUGGGCAAGCUUCAACAGCAGGUGCGGUCUGCUCUUGCCCAGCUCGUAGCGGUACCAGCAAUGGCUCCAGUUGUCAUUGAAGAUACGGUGGAAGUCGAGCAGAAUGUGGUUAAAAAAGAACGAAGCGUGUGUAAAACGGGUUCACAGGAUGGACUUGCUACAUACUCAAGCAAGGCUCAACCCAGGAGAAGUCACCAGCCCUGGUGCUAGACGCCGAGACCAACCCACCAACGAGGUUCUUGUGAGAAAGCAGCAUCUUACAUAUCCAUUGCACUUUAGGAAAACCAUCCUACAUGAACCUCUGAAAGUCUACAAAACGUAUGCACAUGGCUCAAAAUGCGUUCUAUCUAGUAAACGCGUUUAUGAAACCU
Seminavis robusta is the source of this 2608-nucleotide messenger RNA. The record is from the annotation of a GenBank genome assembly. Lineage: Eukaryota; Bacillariophyta; Bacillariophyceae; Naviculales; Naviculaceae.